UCUGUUGACUGAAAGGUCGAGUGCAGUUUGAGUGAUAACAGAGAUAAAAAUAAAUACUGCUUUGUAAGGGCACUACCUCGGGCACUGUGGCACAGCCUCGCAGCGCUGUGGCGUGUCAGCUGCCCCGGGAAUGUCGCUCCCCAGCGGGGAGCCCCGCUCCCAGGAGGAGCCCCCGGCGGAGGAGGAAGCGGCGGCGUCGCCCCCCGGCUCUGAUCCCGCUCCUCUUCCCGCUGCUCCUCCCGCCGCUGCCGGCGCCGUGCGCGGGGCGGGGCGGCGCUGCUCGGGCCCGGAGCGGCCCCCGGAGCCGGCGGCGGGAGCGAUGGCCGCGGCCGACCGGGAGCUGCGCGUUCCCUUCAUCCAAGCGGAGGAGGCGGGGGCGGGGGCGGCCGGCGGCGGGCGGCGCUGCGGGCGCUGCGCGGCCGGGCCGGCGCUGCGCUGGUGCAUCUCCGGGACGCUCUGCGCCUCCUUCCUGGGGCUGGGGUUGAGCAUCGCGGUGCUGGGUCCCACCUUCCCCACCCUGGCCGCCAAUGUCGGCAAGAACGUCAGCGACAUCUACUACAUCUUCGUGGGCCGGUCCCUGGGCUCCCUGGGCGGGUCGGUGGUCGGCGGGGUGCUCCUCGACUGCAUGAACGCCUCUCUGCUGCUCGCCUUAUCCAUGCUUGGAACAAUGUCUGGUCUUUAUGCGAUACCCUGGUGCAAGGAAUCCCUGCUAUUGACAAUCUUGAUGUCAGUCAUUGGAGGUUCCAUUGGAAUUCUGGACACAGGUGGCAAUGUACUGGCACUGUAUACCUGGGGAUCAGAGGCUGGGCCACACUUGCAGGCUUUGCACUUCAGUUUUGCUGUUGGUGCAUUUCUGGCUCCUAUCGUGGCUCAAAUGGACUCGAGGAGUUCUGAACCUGAAGAACUUGCAGGGGCUGAAAAGACAAACCAGUCUGUCCUCAAGUCGGUGCCGACAGCGUCAGCUGCAUCAACUACACCAGCACUGAAUGACCAUCACAAUGAAGGCUUUUUGUGGUCCUAUAUUUUCAUAGGGACCUAUAUUCUCUUUGUUUCCUUCUUCUUUUUUGUUUUGUAUUCAAAGAGCAGCUCAGCUAGAGACAAAGCAAAGGCUCCUGUGCAGGACAGACUUGCCAAAUACCACUGGCCUAUAGUUGGUCUCCUGUUUGUAUUCUUCUUUUUCUAUGUGGGAGCUGAGGUCACUUAUGGCUCCUACGUAUUUACUUAUGCAAUGGUCUUUACCGAGAUGACGGAAAGUCAAGCGGCUGCUUUGAAUUCUAUCUUCUGGGGCAUGUUUGCCGUGUGCAGAGGAGCGGCAAUAUUCGGUGCUGCUUUACUGUCCCCUGACACCAUGAUCGUGGUGAGCCUCCUGUGCUCUGCUGCCUCCUCGACAGCCCUGGCCUUCUUCGCGCAUUACCGAGCCGCGCUGUGGGUGGGAACUGCCGUGUACGGAGCAUCCAUGGCCACCAUCUUCCCCAGCGGCAUUGCCUGGAUAGAGCAGUACACGGCUGUGGAAGGAAAAACGGCGUCUCUGUUUGUGGUGGGUGCGGCGCUGGGCGAAAUGUGCAUUCCUGUCGCGGUGGGAUAUCUCCAAGGCAGAUACCACCACGUUCCUGUCGUUAUGUACACUGUCUUUGUCAUUUCCAUAGUGACAGUCCUGCUCUUCCCUGCCAUGUACAAACUGGCCAACUGGCCCCAGCAGUGGGACUUGCAAGAAGUGAGUGACAGGGAGACCCGGAAAACUUUGUUGUCGAACUCGAGGCUUACUGAGGACGAGGAGGAGGAGGAGCAUGUGAGAGAGCGGAAUGAUGCAGACUUUGAAGUAAUAGAAAUUAAUGACAAGCAAAAAAACUCUCUGACAGACACCUCCUGUAGGAUACCAGGGGAUUCUCCAGCUGAAAUCUCUCUCCAGCCUCAUCUGGAUGAUGCAUUGGGCAAUUCUCCAGUGAUUGCUGAUGGCUCCCCUGGGAAACAAAAUGGGAGUGUUGACUGGGAGAAGAGUGAAUAGUCAAAGCUUUUUUUAAAAUGGAAAUGCAGUUGAAUUGUAGCUAUUGUCAAGUGGUUCAGGUAUCCUUUCGUAGUGGUGCAGAGCUCAGCAUGUUGAUUUUCCCAAUUCUUUCUCCUCUUUCAUUUUCAGCCUGCAGGGAUAUAUGUCUUGGAUUGGAAGGUUGUCAGUGAUGUGAAAGGGGCAACAUGAUAAAUGUUUGGCUAUGCCAAAACUGUUAAAAUGUAUGAGAUGUUCUCUAAAAUAUGAGGCAUGCAUCCAAGGAAGAGAUACUGUAAUAACUGGGAAAGAAGGGGACUACUCAGACUACUCAGUUUUUUGAGGUGGGUGAAAGGUGCGGGUCUGAGAUGCUUUGUCACAAAAUGGUUUCAUGAGAGAAGAGACAUUUGUUACCAGUAGUAAGGUUUCCUGUGCCAAGACUUAACAGGGCAAUGUGUUACAAUGAAGAUUUGAGAAGGAGAGGAAUUAUCAAUGAGACAAUUCUUUCUCUGGCUACUUGCUCCUGGCCAGUUGGAUUGGUGACAUUUGGGUUUUUUCUUUGUGGGAUGACAUGGAGAUGGACUCUCCAUAAUGGACUUCUCCCUAGUGGAGAAGUAGUGGUUGUAUGUGAAGGUUCAUUGCUGCUAAGCAGGAAGCCCUGAGGCGGUGCAGCCAUGCCAGGGAGCCCUCCCAGUAAGAGGGAAAAAAAAAAAAAAAAAAGGGGGGGGAAAAAAAAAAGUAGCAGCAAAUGGCAAAAUCUGUCUCUGAACAGUAAUCUUCCCAUUUGUCAGCUUGGAACUCCAAAUCAGUUAAGUAUUUUUUAAGACUGUGUGAUAAGAAUGUACUCUUGUUUGGGGUCUUUAACUUUGCAUUUUUAUUAGUAUUUUUCUUGCUAGGAGGUUUCAUUUAAUAAAAAAAGGGCUCUAGGUGUAACAGCACAGUGCCAUGUUAGAUGCUCCCUGGAUUUCCACGUCUGCUUUUGUUUUCUCUCUUGUCCUACAAGUAUGCAACCUAGGCAUGAAUGGCUUUUUCUUUUCUUCUGAGAAGUUAGUAAGAAGCCAGAAUCAACUUGUAAUGAAAGUAUUUUUGUUAAUAUCUUGCCAUGUUGCAGAGCCUCCCUCUCCUUCUGCUGCUGGCACUUAAAUGCCACUGUGUUUUUGAUGGAUUCCUUCUGUGGCAUCUUUUCCCAGUGCACUGCAUGAACCUGCACUUUAGAAUGAAGCCUUGUGUCACUUGUGGCACAAGGGUUCAGUUUGCUUACAGGAAUGGUCCUCCUGCACGCUGCUCCAUGUGUGUGGGAGGCAGGGGUUGUCAGCUGAUGGUGAGGACAAAUCCCACUGGUGGAGGGAGGGAGAAGGUGCAGGACGCACAGUGAAAGGAUGGAAACUGUUCUGUGGCAGCUCCCUGCUGGAGCUGCCAUCCCCCUGCCUUCACCUGGGUUGAUGUUGCUAUAGGAAAGUUUCCCCAUACCCAAGAUCAUGGUGCCAGAAGAAAAUUAUUUAAAGAAAGAUACUGGGCAACCAGGAAGAUUCUAAACUCCCCCAAUUCAUAUGCUAAGUUUUGAUGAAAUUCCAGAUCGGAAUGUCCUACAUACAAGACUGUUCUCAGGGAUAGUUUACAUGGAUAGUAUACUUUGUAUCAUUUGCAUAAUCAAGUACUAAAAAACCACAGAAAAUUAUAUCAAAGCUGCAUUGGGAAAUAUGCUGUAACCUCUUAGAAGCUUAUCUACUGCAUAUAUACAGACAUUUAUUUGUGUUUCUGACCAGCAUUGUCACAGCAAAUAUAAAAAUGUUGCACAAAACAAAUAUUUAAUUUUUUUUACUGCCUGUAUUAACUCCUGUGUGAAUAACUUCAAUUCAUACUCAUUUUCUCCUUAAAAAUCAAGAGGCCUGCUUUUUACAUUUCCUGUGUAGUAGGAAUGGAGCAACAGGCUGGAAUGCCAAGGUAAGAGCAGCCUUUUCCACAAAUAAAGGAUCCAGAAAGCAGUGGCUGUAUGACAGUGGAAGCUGAAGAAUUAUCUAUGCAGAGUCACUUUCCAGGCCUGCCUAAAUUUAGAGUCAUCUUAAUGAGGACUUGGAGCCUUCAGUUGCUUUAGUUCUGGUCUUAAACUUAAACUGGGAUAGAUGGACAGACCAUCUUGCUUUUAAUAGCAGGAGCUGCCCUUGACUGAAAAUGAAAUGCUUGAAGCAAUUUAAGUUUAAAACAAGAUCUAGUACAUUUCCAAGGAUGAGUCCAGCUCAUACCAGUUCUAGGUUGGCCAAGGCUUAGCUCCCUGCUCUUGGAUUUUGGUGUUCUUCAAGGCUUGUUUUCAGACAAUGAAUAUCAGUUUUCAAAUGUUUAUAUUUCCUUUCAAAGCAAAUUGCUUCCUGGCAUAUACAGCUGAAGUGGGGAUCUAUUUACAAUGCAGAUCUAUUUUAAGUUACAGGUUGUCCAGAAAGCUCAAGAACUUACAUGUUGGGGGUUGAAAUUACUUGGCUGUAUUACAUUACUAUUGCCCUGCUUAUGCUAGAAAAGCCAUUCCUCUGUUGAGGAUAGGAAUUUUAAUCCAUGAAUUAGAUACCUGAAUUUGAUAAGAAUCCUAUUUGGUCCACAAACCCAGGAAUAGUUUGAGUGCUCUGCUCCAGUGUGAAAGGUAACCUCUUGCAGCUAAGUGUCAUUUAUACUUUAUUUAUCCUGAGACACUGCCAAGUACUGGACUGUACUACAAGCACUUAAUCCUAGCAUUUGCACUUUUAUUCUGUACGUGACCAAUGUUUGAAUGCAAGACCAAGUAAAGUUUUAUGCCUUGAUGUUUUGGUUUUUUAAGAGUUAUUUUACAUACAAGUGCAUCACAAUCUGGGGAUUUUCUAUUAUAUAUGUAAUAGUUUUUAUUCUGCUUGGUGUGGGUUUUACAUUGUACUGUGUAAUGUGAUAUUUCAUAGACUGACUGGUGUCUUGACUGUAAUAAAUUCUUAUCUGGAAAAGGCACUCAGGUUCCUUGGUGUAAAUAAAGUUUUCUUCUAGUUUUCA
Molecule: messenger RNA, 4990 nt
Organism: Taeniopygia guttata (zebra finch)
Lineage: Eukaryota; Metazoa; Chordata; Aves; Passeriformes; Estrildidae
Gene: SLC60A2
Product: major facilitator superfamily domain containing 4B
Molecular function (GO): D-glucose transmembrane transporter activity
Source: RefSeq, a predicted model, not a curated record